CCCAUCGUAUCACAUAUAUAGUACGCAGUGCCCUCUACAGAAAUCAUGGCAAAACUCAACGUUUGCAGAAUCGUGACGGGGAUCGCGAUCGUCCUGCUUUCUCUCCAUCGAUGCCAGAGCUUCACACCCAUCAAUUGCCGAACCAUUGGAGCAAGUUCUGGGGUAACCGUGGAUUGCGACGCGGAUGAGAUGGUGUUCCACGUCUGCGGAGCGGCAGGUGACACGAGUGCCUGCGGCGGGGAUGCUACCGAAAUCCAAUGCUGUCACGUGGCUGGACAUCCCUUGUCAUCUGGCGAGUGCAAUUCGAUAUCUGGGGAUCCCGGGGAGAUGGUCACCUGUCCAGAACCCCUAUUCCUUCGGGGAGCAUGCAGCUCUUUCUUUGGUGAGACCUGUGGAGGACACAGCCACUCCAUCAACUGUUGCGGCUUUACGCUGAGCGACACCUUACUCGUCCCGUGGGAUCAUGCUGCUGCUGAUAAUAUAGACGCACACAACGCCGGACAGGACAGCCUGCGCUUCUGGAUCGACUUCGAACGGGUUUCGGAUCCAAUCGUGGCCAUCAACGCCACUCUGAAGUUCCGAAAGGUAACUGCUGACCUUCUCGUCUGA
Molecule: messenger RNA, 609 nt
Organism: Darwinula stevensoni
Lineage: Eukaryota; Metazoa; Arthropoda; Ostracoda; Podocopida; Darwinulidae
Source: the annotation of a GenBank genome assembly